Molecule: messenger RNA, 2088 nt
Organism: Prunus avium (sweet cherry)
Lineage: Eukaryota; Viridiplantae; Streptophyta; Magnoliopsida; Rosales; Rosaceae
Product: polyphenol oxidase latent form, chloroplastic
Biological process (GO): pigment biosynthetic process
Molecular function (GO): catechol oxidase activity
Source: RefSeq, a predicted model, not a curated record
ACAAGAGCAAACACGUUGAGCGCUGCACCGACCGAAGCAAAGCCAUGGCCACUGCACCCUCUCCCACAACCAUGGGCACUUACUCUUCUCUCAUCUCCACCAAUUCCUUCUCAACUUUCCUCCCAAACAAAUCCCAACUUUCCUUAUCUGGAAAAAGCAAGCACUACGUUGCACGCAGGUCAUCAAUCUCAUGCAAAGCCACAAAUAAUAACAAUAGCAAUAAUCAAAAUGAACAACAACAAGAAUCUUCUCGUUUGUUGGGAAAAUUGGACAGGAGAAAUAUCCUCAUUGGCCUCGGCGGCUUGUAUGGCGCCACCACCCUCGACCCGAAACCAUUCGCCUUCGCCGACCCGCUGGCCCCACCCGACUUAACCAAAUGCACGCUGGCUGAAAUCACCACCGGAGGUGAAACCGUUGCCUGCUGCCCUCCAGUGACAACAAAGAUCAAAACCUUCAAACCAGACCUGUCGAUCCCCUUGCGGACGAGGCCCGCAGCCCAGCAAGUGACUGACGAGUACUUGGCCAAGUUCAAGAAAGCCCAAGCCGCCAUGAGAGCCCUACCCGAUGACGACCCACGUAGCAUGGCGCAACAAGCUAAAGUUCACUGUGCCUACUGUAACGGUGCAUAUCCACAAGUAGGGUUUACGGACGUUGACAUCCAAGUUCACUUUUCAUGGCUCUUCUUUCCCUUCCACCGCAUGUACUUGUACUUCUACGAGAGAAUCCUCGGCAAGCUCAUUGAUGACCCAACUUUCGCUCUUCCAUACUGGAACUGGGACUCUCCAGAUGGCUUCCCAAUUCCGGACAUUUAUACUGACACCAGCUCCCCACUCUACGAUCAGUACCGAAACGCCGACCACCAGCCGCCGGUUCUGGUGGACCUCGGCUACGGUGGGACAGACGAUGACGUGGACGACCAGACAAGAACAGACGAGAAUCUGGCCAUCAUGUACCGUCAGAUGGUUUCCGGUGCCAAAACUCCCGAUCUGUUUUUCGGCCACGAGUACAGGGCCGGUAGCACAACCACCGGAAAAUACGCCGGCACCAUCGAGAACAGCCCUCACAACAACAUCCAUCUAUGGGUCGGCGACCCAAACCAGACCUACAAGGAGGACAUGGGCAACUUCUACUCCGCCGGUCGUGAUCCCCUGUUUUACGCCCACCAUUGCAACGUGGACCGCAUGUGGAGCAUCUGGAAAACCCUCGGAGGCAAGCGCAAGGACAUCACCGACACCGAUUGGCUCGACGCCGAGUUUCUGUUCUACGACGAGAACGCUGAGCUUGUAAGCUGUAAGGUUCGGGACAGCCUCGACACAGCGAAGCAGCUUCGAUAUAAUUACGAACCUGUGAGUCUUCCGUGGCUGUUCACAAAGCCAACCGCUCGUAAAACGAAGAACAAGACGAAAGCUAAGGUGGCUGCGACGCAGCUGACGUCGAAGUUCCCGGCCACAUUGGACUCAAAGACGACGGUUGAGGUGGCGAGGCCGAAGCCGAGGAAGAGGAGCAAGAAGGAGAAGGUUGAUGAGGAGGAGGUGCUGAUCAUUAAGGACAUUGAGUUCGAGGGUAACGAGGCGGUGAAGUUUGAUGUGUUUAUUAACGACGACGCUGAGUCGCUGAGUCGGAGGGACAAGUCCGAGUUUGCUGGGAGCUUCGUGCACGUGCCGCAAGGGAAGACGACGAAAGCGAAGACGAAGACGAACCUGAAAUUGGGGAUAACGGACUUGUUGGAGGACUUGGGAGUGGAGGAUGACAGCAGUGUGCUGGUGACCUUGGUGCCUAGGGUUUCGGACUCGCCGAUCACCAUUGGUGGGUUCAAGAUCGAGUAUUCUUCUUGAUCUUAAUUAAGAAUCGAGGCCCUUAAUUAAUUAAUAAAUUUGGUGCUUGUGUUAAUGUCUCUGCGGAAUUGAUGGCUUGCGUUGCCCUGCUUUUAGUUAAUGUGAUUUUCUAUCAGUGUUUGGAUUAUGGAGCCAUGCAAUAACGUACGCUGGUCUUUCCAUGUAAUUAAUAUUCCAUUGUUUACGCGGAUGGAAUAUGGAUGUUGUGUGCUUGUUCAUCAAUAAAGCUAUUUCUAGCUAGUGCUUUGAUUCA